CUUUCCGAUAAAGUGAGCCGAGCCUUUCAAUGAUUCACUAGCAAUUCUGUUUUUUUUUUCUUCUUUUUCUAAUCGAUCUGGAAGUUGAAAGAAUAGAUCCCGUUCCCUUUUUCAUCGCCCAGGUGGUAUUGAGCCAGAGCCUUACCGAGCUUGUCUCCACUGGCCGACGACGUCUCGAGUUAAAACCAAGAUUACAUUUUGGCCUGAACGACUCGACGAAAUCCUCACCGUAUGAUGCGAACCACAACUCCUUAUCGAUCCCUUUGAUUUCGAAACUGCGACUCCCGCAACCCGUCGCCGAAUAACGCUCCAAUCGCAAAUCAUGGCCGACGCUGAAGCGAACGCCGCUACCGGCGGCGAUGCGCCCGAUCCAGAACUCUAUGUGGCCAUAGUCUCAUUGGUAAUCGCUCUGGUUGCUCUCUUGGGCACUGUUCUGCAAGUCCUUCAGCAGUAUUAUGCAUCAGCAACGGGCUUCUCGAACUGCGACGAGCGCGUAAUGGGCAAAUGGUCAAAUAGCAAAAAAAGAGUCUUCAGAUUGAAAGAACUUCGCUUCGAGGUCCAAUUCGAGACGCCAGUCAUCUUUGUAUGCCGUGCGAUGAAUCAGAACGGUCCUAUAAAAGAGAAGCCAAUAGAACACAUCUCGGGAACUGAGGAGAGCCAACAGAGGACCAGGACGAAUCCGCCGGAGCCACCCACGGGCGAGACCCGGUCUGGGCUUGGAGCCACUUCUGCUUCAUUGGUGCAGAUACCAUCUUUGGGGUAUCUGGACGAGAGAGUCAGGAACUCAACAAGGACUAACACUAACCUAAGUGUAUCAGCCAAACCCGAGUCGGCAAAGCGCAUCCACACAGCAGACAAUGAGAAAGCAACAUGGGUUCAUCUGUUGACCGAGUUCCAGCGCAUGGAGCUCGACUCGAGUAAAUGGAUACAAGCGGAACACAAAUGGCAUGCAGAAAAAAACCAGCUCGGCGAGCGUCAAGAACCACCCUUCCACCAGCGCGAGUUAGUCGUUGCACUGCAGGCCAAACCGCGCAGCUGGGAUACCAUGCCAUCAAACAUCAAGAAGCCAUACGCAACCAGCACAAUGUGUCAUAUCGUCGAGAUUUCAUCAAUGUUGGGUCUUCACUGGAAAGAGUUUGACCGCUCCAAGGACAAGUAUCGCGCCGAGGGCAAUGGCUACCUGCUCACAGGAAGUCAAGUUCCCGAUCUGGGCAUCAUGUUCAUUUUUCAGAUCUACGGGAAACAUAGCUUCCGUGACAGCCGCAUUGUUCCUUCGGAGCUGGUGAAGGUCUUUUCAUUCGGCAUUGUUCCUACGAUAUACUGCAAAGCGAAGCGGAUGCCUGUAGAUUUUGUCACGGAAGAGCCCGAGGACCUUGAAUAUCUCCUUCUAGGCAGCCUCAACGAGUUCGCCGAGACUGUGGCUUCCUUCGGCUGUAACACUCGUACCGCUGACAUUCUGAGGGAUGACAAGAAAAAACACGGCCACUUGUUUCCUAUCGCUUUUGAGAUCAUGGGUAUGCUGUCCAAGACUCCGCACAUCUCGGGUCUGCCGUUUCGAGUGGUUCCAAACCCUACGGUGUAUACUUGGGAUAAGAGGUUUUUUGACCUGCGGAGGCUGUUAAACGAGUUCCAUCGUUCGAUCGAUAAAGAGGACCAGAUGUCGAUGGGCAGCUCGCCAGUAUCUGCCCAUAUCAGAGAGCUACGGAAAUACACGGAAAGAGUCACUGAAAGCCUCAAAACCCAGUGGGAAGAUUGGAAAAAGGAAAAGGAUGAAGGUCGCAAGCCGGAUCGCAAUGAGCACCACCUCACGUUCGAUUCAUGCGACGAGUUGCAGGCAGCUAUUCAAUGGUGCGACGACUUCCUGGGGAUGCCCCACAAUCGAGAGUGCGUCAAGGUUGUUCUGCGAGAACAUAUUCAAGAAGUGCUGCGGAUCGUCAAUGACGAGGAAAAGGUGGCAGUCUCAGAAAAAGAAGCCUUCGUAGAAUACGAGGCCAAGCAAGCAAGCAUGCACGCCCACAACGGCGGUGGCAGGACGCACUCGGGCGUCGUGCAGCUCAGCGCUGCUUCUCCAGAACAGAGACACAAGGUAUUCAUGAAGAUCUACUUUCGCGAAGUUCUUCCUCGCGUGGUUCAAAGGGCCAGGUUAGGCCUGAAAAGAACCGAAACUUUGCUUCACAUAAGAACCGACUCUAUAAACGAGGCGAGCCCAGUAUCCCCAAUACCCCCAACUACGCGAAAUCUGAUGGAAUCCCCCUUUCAACAGCAAUCUGCGGAGACGCUUGAUCCCAGAUCAGUAUCUGAGAUUCGCUCAUCCGACGUCUGGUGCACUUUGGUGUUCCGCAUGCUUUGUUGGCUGCGGCUUCACGAUUUCCACAAGGAUGACCGUCAAAUUUCCAGCAAGAGUGAACUUUGUGGGAGUCGAUUGCCCGUUUACAUUGGUUAGAGGCUGAUGUGCAUGGGCUUUUCGGCCGCUCUGUUAUUUGUUGCCGAAGGUGACAGGGCUAUGACGUUACCUAGAUAACUAUCUAGCCUGUUGUAUAUGACGAUUUAUGAUGACGA
Molecule: messenger RNA, 2559 nt
Organism: Pyricularia oryzae 70-15
Lineage: Eukaryota; Fungi; Ascomycota; Sordariomycetes; Magnaporthales; Pyriculariaceae
Product: modin
Exons: 2
Coding region: 323-2443 (706 amino acids)
Source: RefSeq, a predicted model, not a curated record